AUGUAGUCCAUGCUCUGGUCGACCACCACGCGUGCCAUCGUCCUUGUCGUCACAUCACUGUUCACUUCGUUGGCUCAAGAAAUCUGUUUCCCAGACACAUGUGCAGAUCCAGCCACGGACAGUUGGUUCUCGUACAACGCAUGUUGCGAUAACGCGUGCUGUUAUCGUUUGAGGUUUUGGGUAAUACCAGCUUGCAUUGCUGGAGUGGGUUUUGUAGCUGGUGCGUUCUUCGCACUUUGUUUCCAAUGUCGAUGAUGAAUGGGCAUAUCUACCUCGUUCUUGUGGCAAAUCCAUUAAGAAGAUCAGCGAAAAUGUCGCAAUUCAUCCUCUCACGGAUUACUUUCAUCAGCGUCAAAUUGCCUUCACAAACGCCUCAAAUUUCACCAGAUGUUUAAUAGUACAUGCACUACAGUUUUUGUACUUAAAUAAACAUUUAUUCUC
Molecule: messenger RNA, 441 nt
Organism: Cylicocyclus nassatus
Lineage: Eukaryota; Metazoa; Nematoda; Chromadorea; Rhabditida; Strongylidae
Source: the annotation of a GenBank genome assembly